UUAGUGUGAAAAGCAUUUUCCUGGCAAUUUCUAGACAGCCUCUGAUCUCUCUCUCUCUCUGGUUCUUAUAUCUGCCCCUUUGACUUGGGAUCGAUUGAUUUGUUGCAUCGGUCGGUCUCUCUCUUAAUAUCCAGAGAUCUUCAAAGGUGUCGGCUUUGUUAGUUCAUAUGGGAUUUUUUUUGGUUGUCUCGAUUAAAGGAAUGCUAUAAAUCUGCGUUGAGAAACGAAACGGUUUCCACAUUUUUUUAUUUGUUUUUCCAGGAAUCCUUAUGGAAACAUUCCAUGUUAAUGUUUUGAUUUUGACGGCUUCGGAUUUAGAUUUUUGUUUUCUCGGUUCUUUUUUUAUUUGAAUUAUGUGAUCGAAAUAUUGUAUUGUGAUCUUACGAUAAUGGUUAUUGGCAGUGCUAAUUUAGGGUAUAAGGUGGUUGAUAUAGGGAUCUUAGAUUUUGGGGCAAAAAAUGGCAAGUGGGUCUGGGGAAUCAACGAGCAGGCCACCUCAAAGCCCGUCUUUCUCGAGCAACAAUAAUAAUAACAGUGAUGCUGGUAAUUUUGAAUGUAAUAUUUGCCUUGACUUAGCUCAAGACCCUAUUGUUACCUUAUGCGGCCACCUAUUCUGCUGGCCUUGCCUUUACAAAUGGCUCCACAUGCACUCGCAGUCCCAGGAAUGCCCAGUUUGCAAGGCCCUUGUUGAGGAGGAGAAGUUGGUCCCUCUGUAUGGCAGGGGAAAGACAUCAACAGACCCGAGAUCGAAGUCUAUCCCUGGCGUUAAUAUUCCAAGUCGUCCGGCUGGGCAGAGACCUGAGACAGCUCCUCCACCGGAACCAAAUCAUUUUCCCCAUCAUGGAUUUGGGUUCACGGGAGGUAUGGGAGGUGUUGCACCAAUGGCAACUGCAGGGUUUGGGAAUUUCACAUUCUCUGCAGCUUUUGGGGGUCUCAUCCCAUCUCUAUUUAACCUUCAGUUACAUGGGUUCCCAGAUGCUGCUAUGUAUGGUACGCCGGCUGGUUAUCCUUUCGGGUUUUCUAAUUCAUUUCACGGUGGUCAUGUCCAUGGAUUCCGUCAGCAUACUGGUCAUAGGCAACAAGACAAUAAUCUGAAGAAGCUGCUUUUUUUUAUUGGGUUUUGUGUUCUUCUUGCUCUCAUCUGGCAGUAGUUUAAAUCUGUUAUCAGAACUUAAACCUGCUAACAGAUGUGGGGGUGAAACUCAUGCAAUUGUAAUUUGUUAGUGCAUUUUGGGUUUAGUUUUCUAUGAUCAAGGAAAUUGUCCAUAAUAUACUUUGUGCGUACUUUUCUAGCCGCUUUUAAGAAUGUAAAGCGUGAUUUACUUGUCUUUCUUCCUUUGUUUCAAUUUCUCUUAUUUAAAAAAGUCUUUUUAA
Molecule: messenger RNA, 1374 nt
Organism: Carya illinoinensis
Lineage: Eukaryota; Viridiplantae; Streptophyta; Magnoliopsida; Fagales; Juglandaceae
Product: E3 ubiquitin-protein ligase RNF185
Exons: 2
Coding region: 459-1151 (230 amino acids)
Biological process (GO): ubiquitin-dependent protein catabolic process
Cellular component (GO): endoplasmic reticulum
Molecular function (GO): ubiquitin-like protein conjugating enzyme binding; metal ion binding; ubiquitin protein ligase activity
Source: RefSeq, a predicted model, not a curated record